UAGCCAUCAGUCGUUCGGUGUCGAUUACCGUGUGCGGUGUUUAGUUUUCUCCAAACCUCCGCCAAUCGGCAAUUCGCGUUGGUAUUUGAAACGUUUUUGGCGAACAGCAACGAGCUGGUGUAGUAGUGACUGGAAACAAACAAGCAAAGAGCUCGUAUAGAAAGUAUAGAAAACAUUUCUUUUGGAAAUUACUGUUGCUUCCACAACAUUUUUUGUGGAAUUGAUAACAGCAAUAGAAAUCGAAGAAAUCCAGAAAUUUUAUAUCAGCAUCGCUAUCGGUGGUAUUUGUUGCUGGUGUUAUCGUCGCGAUAAAUCAAUCAACAGCACUCGCACUCACUUUUCUAUCGGCUGCCCACCCUACGAGUUCAUCUACAAGCCGUCGCUAUGGAUUCUUACUUAACAGAAAUCAAACAAUUGCGGAUACCUCGUCCGAAAUAUGAGCCCAAUGGAAGUCCGCCGAACCACUGGCAUCGCCUGGUACGGCCAUUCACGCCACCACGCGACUAUCAUUUGCCAACCAAUGAGAUAAUCACCACCACAAGCACAUUGCCUCCGAAUCGCAGCUGCCAAGGUGGAGCGGAGGAAUUCCGGCCAACAUUGCACGAGAAAAUGUGAGCGACUUUACGGCAACCAUUGGCUAUUACAACAAGAAAAACGAAAAGUACAGCAACGAAAAGGACGUAAUCUUAAUGUUUUUUAUUGGUGUAAUUAAUGAAAUCAGAUGGACGGCAAUUGGAGAAUAUCAAGUGAAGGAGUGAAAUGUGCGAAAGUAAUUUUUAGUCCAUAUAAAGAGGGAUGGCGGGAGCCAAUGUUGGGAAGUGGGAAGAGUUGGAUGAUGAAAUUGGAGAAGGAUUAAUAUUAAGCACGCUAUGAUUAACCUAUAUAUAUAUAUAAUAUAUAUAUAUCACAUAUAUAUGUAUAAAUACACACAUACAUGCAAGCAUAUAUGGAUAUAUCGCAAACGAUCUUUAACGAAAUAUGUUUCACGUAUUUUUAUAAGUUGUAUGAAUUUAAGUAUUUUCGCACUUUUGUAUUUUUAUUGUA
Messenger RNA from Anastrepha obliqua, 1044 nucleotides. RefSeq lists its product as uncharacterized. The transcript has 2 exons. The record is from RefSeq and is a predicted model, not a curated record. Bases 385 to 615 code for a protein of 76 amino acids. Lineage: Eukaryota; Metazoa; Arthropoda; Insecta; Diptera; Tephritidae.